UCUUAUUGAACUCAUGUUUCUGUGUUCCCAAUUGUAGAACAACAACACACAUCUUGACAUAAGAACUCUCUUGUUCUGUUUCUUAUCCUGUUUCAAGAAUUCGUUUUUCUUGAUUUCUGUUGGAAGAUGAAUCUGAAUAUAAAGCACAUGGGCAAAAUGAUCUAUCAAGAUUCAAGUAGGACAGAAGAAGAAGAAGACCUUGUUGAAGGAGUUUCAAGAUCAAUGUUAGAAGCUGAAACAUUCUCCGGGGAAGAAAAAGAUUUGUCAUCUUGUUCAUUAUCUUCCAUGUGUUCAUCUGAUUUAACAGAGGAGGAUGAUGAUGCUUCUUCAUCUUUUUCAAAUGGACCUCUUGAAGAUCUCUCUGACCUCAUGUUACACCUCCCAAUCAAGAGGGGAUUGUCAAAGUUUUAUGAAGGAAAAUCUCAAUCAUUCACAUCACUAGCAAAUGUUAAAAGUCUUGAAGAUCUUAUGAAGAGAGGUUUUAAAAAUACAAGUAAUAAAGCAAGAAGAAAGGCAUGUAAGAGCACCGGAGAAAUAAUAGAUCAAAGCUACAAAAGGGUUUAUAGCCCAAAAGCUACAAUCUCCAAGAAAGCCAACAAAACACCUUCUUUUGUUCUCUCUUCUCUAGCCAGGAAAAAACUUUAGAUCCGAGAGGAACAUUAGUCUUUCUUUUAUUUUUAUUUUUUAAAUCCUUUUUACGAUUCACCAAAUCGGUUUCAGUAACAUGACCAAAAAUAAAACAUGUUCACCUUAAAUCUUAAGCCUGUAAGAAAGAUAUUCCCAGUGUCUUAAACGUGUAGAAAAGUUAAAUAUUUGUACACC
Raphanus sativus (radish) is the source of this 822-nucleotide messenger RNA. RefSeq names its product protein OXIDATIVE STRESS 3-like. Bases 127 to 645 code for a protein of 172 amino acids. The transcript is spliced from 2 exons. The record is from RefSeq and is a predicted model, not a curated record. NCBI's taxonomy places the organism in Eukaryota, Viridiplantae, Streptophyta, Magnoliopsida, Brassicales, Brassicaceae.